GGCGGAACUGUUGGGUCCGACAGGGAAACUACAGAAAGGCGAGUAUUUCCAAUAAAACGAUGGCUGCGAUCAGAAAGAAACUGGUAAUAGUCGGCGAUGGAGCCUGUGGCAAGACCUGCCUCCUCAUAGUGUUCAGCAAGGAUCAGUUCCCUGAGGUCUAUGUUCCUACGGUGUUUGAAAACUAUGUGGCAGAUAUCGAAGUGGAUGGUAAACAGGUGGAGUUGGCUCUGUGGGACACAGCGGGUCAGGAGGACUACGACCGGCUGAGGCCUCUCUCUUAUCCGGACACAGACGUCAUCCUCAUGUGUUUCUCCAUCGACAGCCCUGACAGCUUAGAGAAUAUUCCAGAGAAGUGGACUCCUGAGGUCAAGCACUUCUGUCCCAAUGUGCCCAUCAUUCUCGUGGGAAACAAGAAAGAUUUGCGAAACGACGAGCACACGCGGCGAGAGUUAGCUAAAAUGAAACAGGAACCAGUGAAGUCAGAAGAGGCGAAGGAGAUGGCCAACCGGAUCAACGCCUUUGGCUACUUGGAGUGCUCAGCCAAGACGAAGGACGGUGUAAGGGAGGUGUUUGAGAUGGCCACCAGGGCGGCGCUGCAGGCCAAGAGGAGAGGCAAGAAGACCGGCUGCCUCCUGUUGUAGAGUGUCUAGUCACUCAGGUUAAGGGAGGUAAGGGGGGGAAACUAACCCGUCCAACACAAACGUUUCUGUCUGCUUUGUCACGAUGGCGGGCAGAAUUCAGCGGGGCCUUUUUUAGGGAUGAGGGAGAAAAGUCAAACCAACCCGAAAGAAGAAAAAAAACUGCAGAAAAGGGGAGAAUAUACAUUUUUAAAUCCAUGGUUACAACUUUUAGUUUCCAAAUAAAAAUACCUUAAUCUUGUUUCAGCACUCAUUAGGUCUGACAUUAGGCGAUCACAGACUGGAGUCGGCUCUGUUCUUUAAGGACGGUCUCCUUCAAGCUGAACCACAGCUCUGGGGCUGGUGGUUGAGACCAGCAGGGCACCAUCACAUGAAAGCCUCCUUAAGACUUGUCUUUUCAUUUAUACCCUACUAUUCUGUAUUUUUUUUUCAUUUUCCUUCGUAUCUCAGCAACUUAAAUUCACACAAACCUGCUUUUGUUUUUAAUGAACCUCCAGUGUUUGAUCCAAAGUUUGAUUAUUUGUUUUUUAACCUACAUGCACGAUGGUUAUGAGACCAACUUAAGGCCAAUUCAUGCUGACUGCAUCCAUGUACGAGUAAAUGUCCAGCCAAAUCCGCAAGCAGCCCAGCGUUAGUGAUGGUCUGCACUACCAGAAGACUCUCCCUCAUCCACACCUUUAUAAGUUAUCGAGUAUAAAGAUUUAAUUAAAGUAGUGGAGGAGCUUUGUUUGUACAUGUUUUUAUCGAUGGAGCCCAAAGGUGGUUGUCAAAACUCCUGUGCUGCGUUGACACACUUCAGGAGUAAUCACUGAUGGGGUGCUGCAGAGUCAGCUGCUGUUUCCUUUUGUGUUUUUCUGUGUUCCAUCUGAGGGGAAACGCAACAGCUCCAUUGAAGCAUGAACAGAGCUGCUGUGCACACGGACGUGGAAACCAUGAAUUGGCGUUAAGUUGAGUGUUUGACCUGAACUUCCCUUUCAAGUCAGAAAACGAUGUGAACACUGUAUUCAGUUUGGUAUUAAAGAGGUAACAAAAGUGUAUUAUCCUCUAGACAGUUUUCACACAGGAGCAGAGCCUUAAUUUAUCUCUCAACACAGAGGAUCAGAACGUCAAAUAUAAUCAUUUUAGACACCAGACAAGCGAGUGUGUUCCAUCAUGCGCCUCUAUGUUUUCAGGUAUAACACACAUUUCCACAGUAUAAAUACAUGACAUCAGACCUGCACCCUGUUCCGUUAAUCUGACGGCAAGUUGCGGUUUCACGUCUGAAAGCGCACCCUGGUCAACAUGGUGCCAACAAUCGAUUUCAGACCCAGUGACAAUCCUCUUUCACUGCCAACACGUCGCAUUAACGGCACAAACAAGUCGUCUGAAGGGAUUUAGGGAAGCAUUUUUCCACACUUCAGUACCAAAAUUAGUCAAAAAACAUCAGAGACUGUACAGUUGGUUUGCCAAAUUCAAAACACACCUUUCCUCACUCGUCAAUCUAAUCAGCUACGUGAUUAAAUGUGCAUGAAAGUGCAGCUUUACUGCGACGAGAAACGUUUAAACAGUUUGUUGAUUCCAGCUGUUUAGAACUUUUCUCUCUGAGGGUUUUAAAUACCUGCAGCAUCAGACAGCAGAAGGAUCCACAUGAUAACGCCAGUAAAUUCUCAUAAUAACAGCUACUUAUCCCAGAGAGAGCACAGAGACCAGAUCCGUCCAUUCCACAAUCAAAUGGCAAAUCACACCGUGUCGGCCUACGUGUCUGAAUCACAGUUUAGUUUCCAGCUGUUAAAGACUAUUUUUGGUUAUUGCCUGUCACCUGCAGCAUCGUAGAAUCGACAAGUAUCUCCAAAGAGAGAAAGAGCUGCAUCCCUUUAUAGAAAUUAUUCCUGCCACGGAAAAGGAUCGGUCUAACAGGUCAAAGAUCAUCAGGUGCAGCUAAAUAGUUUGUCAUGUUGCAGAACUUUAGCUUCAGCUGUCAGAAAUAAACUGGGCUGGUAUUUAUUUGGACACUUGGCUACGCUUUAAUUAGCUUAGUCUGUUAUCGCAUUACACAUCACACGGUUUAUCAUCUAAUCUCGCAUGAAUGACUUUCAGUAAGCAAAAAAAUAGUAGACAAGCGAUUUUACUCUGCAGACUAAAAGAUGGUCACAGCUUAUGGUGCAAUUUUAUUUAAAAAAAAAACUCUGUCCCAAACAGUAUGCACUAAGAAAAAGGGAACGUAUACGACGAACAGUCAUGGAAAAAGAUGCAAACUGGAAGCAACCGGUGAAGGAAAACAGAAUUUCUCUUCAGGAAAUGUGCUGAACAAGAACUGUGGAAAUGUGCAUUAUACAGAAUCCUAGAGUGACACAUGCAGCUUCAGACUCUCUCCCGUUAUUUAAAGCUUUCAUUUGAACAUUUAGCAUGUACCCGUGUUUUAUUUUAUCUCCUCUCACAGGACAACUAUUGUUUUAUUUUUUCCGCUUCGUAUGUUACUUUACCUUUAUGUGACAGUCUACUGGCUAACCUUGAAUUAUUUGCACACAACAUAAAGGUCAGUGUGGUAUACACUUUAGAUAUGAUUCAAAACGCAACUGUGGGCGCUUAGUUGCGAGAGAAAUGUCCUUUUGCAGACAAAUAUAUGCUCACAUUUCUCCAGCUGUCUUUUUUUAAAUGUAUUCUAAAGGAAAUAAACUUAACAGAAUGAUGGAAUUUUA
This is a messenger RNA of Stegastes partitus (bicolor damselfish), 3316 nucleotides long. It is a transcript of the gene rhoaa, whose product is annotated as ras homolog gene family, member Aa. The record is from RefSeq and is a predicted model, not a curated record. NCBI's taxonomy places the organism in Eukaryota, Metazoa, Chordata, Actinopteri, Pomacentridae. Gene Ontology annotation, biological process: small GTPase-mediated signal transduction. The coding region runs from base 60 to 641 and encodes 193 amino acids. The transcript has 5 exons. Gene Ontology annotation, molecular function: GTPase activity; GTP binding.